Amoebophrya sp. A25 is the source of this 1673-nucleotide messenger RNA. The record is from the annotation of a GenBank genome assembly. Lineage: Eukaryota; Dinophyceae; Syndiniales; Amoebophryaceae.
CCCACGUCCACGUCGAAGUCCUGAACAAUAAGAGUUUUUAGUCUUAGAGACCCCACGACGUCCUCGACAAUAAGAGCACGAGAUUCAAAAUUGUUAGUCGUAAUCUUUCAGAAUUAUAACGUUAAGCUGACCAGACCGUGCCUUCUGCAGAGACGAUCCUUGAAGACGAGGGCCAUUGCAUUAUUGAAAAGAACAAGAAGCAUCAACAAAAAAUGGCAGCUCAAGGUCCAGUUGCUUGCUCAUGCAAGCUGACGUAUUUUCCUAUUGCGGGAGCCUGCGAGAAAGUUCGUCUUACAUUUCACAUGUGCGGUAAGGAAUUCGAAGACAAUCGUAUCGCAUUCAAAUAUGGCCGGUUUAAAGGUAGUGGUAGGUAUCUUAGAACACUUAGACAUCAACAAGAUGAAACAAGUUAGUAGAAGUCUUGUCGUUCUGUUAUCGUCAUUUGAGACGAGUAGUUUGUAGUGCCAAGAAGUAAUUUGUCAGAAGAAACAGAGCAACAGGAUAUCCUUCUACUCGAUGAUUAUAUGAUGACUAGUUACUAGUACUUACGUAGUAAGUAGAGGAAGUGCCAGUGGACCAACGGUCUUCUUCUAACCUAAAGAUUGGUCUAGUUUGAAGCCGUCUACACCCUAUGGGCAGAUACCGGUCCUGCAAAUAACCUAUGAGGAUGGACGAGUGCAUGAGUUUGCGCAAUCUGGAGCAAUGGUCACAUGUUAUGGCGAGUUGAAGAAGACAAACAUAUAUUGUGAUAUAGAGUCGCAUGGAACGAAGUAGAAGUUGUAGUUCUUAGUCUAACUGUUGGUAGUCCACUUCCACAUCCUAGAGAGAAGAUCUAACUCUUGGUCGUCCGAAAUUUCGACACAACGCGAAAGUUGUAUCCAGAACACGACAUCGAGAAAGUCACACUGAUCGAAGAGGUAUAAUACCUGGCAUUGUUUGUGUUUUGGUAGACGAAGAACCAUCAAAACCAGCUAAGUAUAGUGUGAUCUUUUAGAAAUUGCUGAGGCUGAGGCACACACAUGACAAGACCACCUAGUAGUUGUACCACGCAUACUUAGUUUAGACUUAAAGCGAUCCACAUGAUUACGAUCAUUCCUCCACUAGGUUCGCGGCCUCUCAGAGGAUAUGUACCGAGCUUGGGGACCGUCGCUGUAUAUGGGAAUGGGCAGGCAUCAAAAUUUUGGUCAUCCCGAAGACUGGCCAGCCAAAGACGAGACAGUGAAAAUGCUCCGUGAAAAGUUCUUGGAAAAUGUUAUGGAGGCAUAGAAGCACCCUUUGAAUAGCAGGAAGAAGGACCUCAUUUCUUGUUUUCUACUCCAACUGUUGAGGGCCUCCAACUUUCUUUCUACUCUCGGACGCCAUCCGCCUCUAACACCAAGCUUCCGCGUUAUUGUGGUUUUCUCAAAACCCAUAUGGAAAAGAACAAUGGAGGUGCCGCAGAUCAAGGCUUCCUUUGUGGUUCAGAAGUGACUAUCGCAGACCUGAUUUGGUUACCGCAAUUGCGCUACUUCCAAGCUGGUAUUGCAGAUCAUGUUAUGCAGAAUAUUAAACUGAGAUAUUACUACAAUGAAUUUGUUCUGGACGACAAGUGUUUUUGUUGUUGUGCGGUCCGUCGGUCCGUCGCUCUGCUUAUCAGUUUUGUAACACCAGCUUUUCUAAUCCCUUGCCGAAGG